Messenger RNA from Annulohypoxylon truncatum, 1449 nucleotides. RefSeq lists its product as uncharacterized. The transcript is spliced from 2 exons. NCBI's taxonomy places the organism in Eukaryota, Fungi, Ascomycota, Sordariomycetes, Xylariales, Hypoxylaceae. The coding region runs from base 499 to 945 and encodes 148 amino acids. The record is from RefSeq and is a predicted model, not a curated record.
GCCGCAUUAUGGUUUUCAUGUACUAAGUUGUUCGAUCCCUUUCAACAUUCGUUGGAUAAAAAUAUCCACUUCGGCAUCUCUCCGCCUGCUUGGCUCCCAAUCAUUGCCUUGCACAAUCUGGGGCAACUGGGUCGGCUAACCAACGGAUCCUCUCAAAUCGCCAUGGUUCUGUCUGGUAAUUGCCCAUUUAGGAAGACCCUUGUCAACUCAACAUCGUAGAGCACUAAGAACGACAAAGCCUAUGAGCCGCAAUACUGUAGUGCGACCCCUAAUGCAACGACCACACUUCAUGAGAUCGGCAUGGGGGAUAAGGCGCUCUCUAACCCACAUUGUCCUCUAUAUAAGAGCUGCCGGACUCUCCCUUCACUGAACUUAGAAUUCUCUCCUCAUCAUCACCACUAUCUGUCAUCUAAUAAUCACUUCUCUACCAAACAUUCCAAUUUCCAGAUCUCGACCAAUCUUCGGUAUCAUAUCAACAACAUAUAACAAUUAGCAACCAUGUUCGCCAACGUUAUCACCAUUGUUGUUUCGGCCCUCACUGCCACCGCAGUGGCCACUGACGCCGUCGCCCCUCGCGAGACCUACGGAAACUGGCCUGGCAACCACUUUGUAGAGGAGUGCACAGAUACGAGUUGCAUCGCUAAGUUUAGCGUUAACGGCGCUAAGGGCUACUACAGGGACGCUCCGGGGUUCGCCGUGAACUGCCAGUCGGCCCAGAACAAGUUCGAUUGGGCCCCUUGCGAGUUCGUUGGCGCUAAGACGCAAGGCUCUAGUAUCAAUUCGGUGUGGACGAAGGGUUCUAGCGACGACAAGAUCAAGCUCUCCGUGACCCACUCCUGGGACAGCGCCUCUGGCCCGCGCUUCAACGCCACCGGCACUGUCGAGUUCAAGAAGGGAGAGACCUCGUUCAACAUGCCUGUUGUCAGAGUCGAUGCUGCGAUGUAAACUGGUGUGGUGACAGGAUCGGGGACGCGAAGGAUGGAGAAGGGAGAUGGGGGGCGAUUUGCAUUCUAACACGCUUAGCGUGUCUAUUAUUUUUUAGAUAAUGGGGUUAAUAGUGUUAGUUGCAAAUGAAAGAGUAGUUGAGGGAGCAUUGCUGGCUUCUGACCUUCGUGACAAUUCUGUGACAAUUCUGUUUGCUACGUCUAAUCCACUGCACCUACGUUGAUCAGUUGAUAGCCGUAAGCAACCUUUCUGGCCUGGUGCUUAUACUACGUUGAAUAUUUCGGUCUUUCGCAUUAAGUGUGUAGGUGUUGAUACAUUGAAAUGCGGGUUGGAUGAUGCGUUUGUUCGGGCAAAGUAGGUAUGUGGGGUCGUAACGCCGAUGGCAAGGCCAUAUUGAUAUUUUAGACUUGAAAAUUACUCCUACCCAGGGGAUAAUGCUGGUUGUACCAUACGUAUCGCGAAGACUGUUUUGUGAAUUGGUGAUGUUAUCUGUUAAAUGUUUUA